AUGCUUCUCCUCGUGUGCGACACUUGCGUCUCGUCCGUGCUUGGCGUGGAGGGGAGGGGGAUUGGAGGACCGGAAGUAGCAGGGUUCUCGACGCCGACGCCGGUGGCGCCGACACCGGAGCGGGAACCGCGCGGAGACGACAGCACAGGCGGCGGCAGUGGCCGUUCCGCUUCUGAAGUGGGGUCGCACCUGCCAUCACCACCACCAACGACGACGAAAGCAAUGACGCCAGCAAUGCCAAGACUCAGGGAGUCUACGGCGACACCUGCAGCGGGCACAACGGCAGUGCUCCCUUCCGUAGCGGGCGGGAGGAGGGAGAGUCGGGAGCAACGGGGAGAGCUAGCGGGGGAAACUGAGACCGUCGGCGGCUCGGGAGUCCGAAAGGGGCGAGGAGCAACAGCUGCAGCGGCGGCGGUACCUGGAUUGCUGUGCUCGGCGUGCCAUCUCAAAGAGUCGUUAGGGCAGCAAUCUUUACCAUAG
This is a messenger RNA of Ectocarpus sp. CCAP 1310/34, 480 nucleotides long. Lineage: Eukaryota; Phaeophyceae; Ectocarpales; Ectocarpaceae. The record is from the annotation of a GenBank genome assembly.